GAGAAGGCGAGAUGGCGUCUCUCGCAAUUUGGCUGCAACGGCUCUGGGUCGUCGUUGUCGUGAGUCUAGCUGUCGACAAAUUGAAGGCAGGAGCUCAACAAACUUCGUGUCCGUUGACACAAAAUUUCGAGCAAGGUCUAGGCGACAUGCAGCAAGGCAAUACUCUCUUUCAAUGGAGGAGAAACCGGGGUAGCACACGAAGCAGUGGAACCGGUCCGACCUCGGAUUUCGAUCCAGGAAAUGGCUAUUACAUGUAUCUCGAAGCGACAGGAUCGAGUGGUCGGAUAGCUCGACUUGAGUCUCCGAUGUUUACGCCUUCGUUGUCGGGCGAGGCGUGUGAUAUUACGUUUGCCUAUCACAUGUAUGGAGCCAGAAUGGGUACGCUUAAUGUGAGCGCAGUCGAGAGCAAUAGCGGCGCGGAAACGGUCAUCUGGAGUAGGUCUGGUAAUCAGGGCAACAGGUGGUACCGGACGACUGUCGCUGUCCCGUCUUUGUCUGGCCAGUUCAAGUUUGUGUUUACUGGGAUGGUUGGUGUGUCGUAUACGUCUGAUAUGGCGAUAGAUACCAUCGAUUUUGGCAGUGGUUGCUGCAAACGUACAUACCAGUGCAAGCCUCACACGCUUGACUUCGAAUCAUCACUCGGAGACUACAGCAAUAUCGCAAUGCCACUUAAAUGGACCAUACAAACGGGACGCACGCCGAGCUUCAGCACAGGCCCGGACGGCGACAACAAAACAGGAAAUGGAUAUUACGCAUACCUUGAAGCCACUGGUGCCUCUCCCGGCGACAAAGCAUGGCUUGUCUCACCUCAAUUCCAGUCAUCCGGUUCCAACUGUUCCUGCCAAUUGACGUUUGCCUACAACAUGUACGGAUCGGCUCUCGGCACCCUGAACGUUUACCUUCAAGAUGCGACAAACGACUCGGAUGUCACCAGAUUGUGGAGUGUUAGUGGUAAUCAAGGCCGUCGGUGGUAUGAUGCGUCUCCAAUAUGUGUAAAUACAGUGAGAUCUUACCAGAUUGUGUUUGAGGCUGUGCGUGGAGGUGGUUUUCGAAGUGAUGUUGCUAUUGAUGACAUCAGAUUUGUGAAUUGUGAAUGUAUCGUUCCGCCUGCACCUCCUCCAGUGAAAUAUUCCGCUUCAUGUGACUUCGGUUCCCGUUCCGACUACCAAGGAACAUUUUGCGGCUACAAGCAGCCUAUAGAUGCCACCGUCCGCUGGCAAACCAAGAGCGGCCGGACCAUAAGUCCAAACACCGGUCCCAAGUCCGGCCAAGGAGGAACAGGUUGGUACGGAUUCGUCGAGAGCAACGGAAAUCGUGGAACUGCCGAGCUGAUUUCGCCGUGGUUGACUUACAACGCAACAUACAACUGUCGCAUGUACGCUUACUACUAUAUGUACGGCGUCGACGUUCAGAAUUUGACGUUCAGCGUGGAGAGACUGAGGGUGACGCCGGUAGGGUACGAGUCAUAUGGCCUGACAACGGUUGCGACGUAUACGGGAAAUUUGGGAGACAUUUGGCGCCGAGCGGUCUUGAAUGUUCGGUCAGCUGUCGGCGCGGGAGUGGACGAUCAGUUUAGAAUGCGAAUUGCGGCGGGAACGAAUGGUGAUGCAUACGGGGAUGUCGCUAUUGAUUCGAUCUCGUUUGGAGCUUGCCCGGGCACAGUUGCAUAUUGUGGACAGAAUCAGUUUCCUUGCCAAUUCUUUACCGGUUUUGCCUACUGUAUAAGCGACUUGAACGUCUGUGACGGUCGCACGUCGUGCGUCGGUUCGGUCGCCGACGAGGCCAACUGUCCGUCUUCGUGCGAUUUCGAGAGUGGCACGUGCACAUGGGCGAACGCCAGAUUCGACUCGUUCGAGUGGACGCUGCGCAGCGGCUCUACGCCGACCGCAUUUACCGGGCCGUCGAUUGACCAUACAACGGGAACUGCAAAUGGAAAGUAUCUCUACAUCGAGAGCAAUUCGCCUCGCCAACCACAAGACUUUGCGGAGCUGCUCAGUCCCGUUUUCGGACGCACCGGUGACAACUGCGUCAUGAACUUCUGGUAUCACAUGUAUGGCACGGACACGGGCACGCUCAAGGUCCUCAAGAAAACUCUCCUCGGAUAUCAGACGGUCUGGAGUCUCAGCGGAGAGCAGGGAAAUCAAUGGCAGCAGGCGAACGUCACGCUGGGACGCGUUCUGCGGACGGAGAUUGCGAUACGAGGCGUCGUCGGCCCGUCGCCUACCAGCGAUAUCGCCAUCGACGACAUCACGUUUACUGACUGUCAAGCAUCCAAUACGCCUAACUGUGCGAGCAACGAGUGGACAUGCGCAGAUGGUUCGUGCGUCGACGCCGGCGGUUUCUGUGACGGUCGAUGGGAUUGCCCGGAUCAAUCAGACGAAACAAGCUGCGGUACUGUCACGGGUAGCUGUGACUUCGAGAAAGAUUUCUGUGGGAUGACACAGUAUUCGUCCAACGACCAGAAGUUUGCACGACAUUAUGGCAAAACUAGAACGGUUGGAACCGGACCGAGUCACGACGCUACGGUCAACAUUACCGGUUGGUACAUCUAUUUGAACGCCAGUCUUAUUCGAAACGGAGGCAUUGCCAGCAUCGAGACGAUUACCAUUCAGCCGACGACGCAGACAAAUCUGAGCGAUUGUUACGUCACAUGGUGGGCUCAUCUCUACGGCGACGACAUCGGAAAUCUCACCGUGAGGCAGCGGUUCGUAGAACCGGCAGAUCCGUUGACGACGUUGAGUGUAAUAAGCGGAGACAAAGGCGACGAGUGGCGAUUUUACUCGGCGGGGCCCUUGGAAACCACAUCCGGUACUUACAGAAUUGUGUUUACGGCUCAGCACGCGUCUGGAAUUCGAGGCGACAUCUCGAUCGAUCGCAUAACGUUUACGCCCGGAUGUCACAACCGUGGCGCGUGCACUCAAGGCCAGUACGAGUGCAACAACGGCAAGUGCGUGUAUGACACGUGGGUCUGUGACGGCGACGACGAUUGCGGAGAUGGAUCCGAUGAGGUGGCAUGCACAACAGCUCCCCCUCCUGUCACCAGCCCGCCGCCGACCGUUCCCGGCACUUUUCCUGACGGUCUGUGCAACUUCGAGGAUGACUUAUGUCUGUGGUCCAACAUUCAGGUGUCUCAACGGUUGAACUCUAAUUGGACAUUGGGUUCCGGAUACAACGGAGGGACUGGAUUCUUUUCGACAACUGGUCCGAGUUUCGACACCAACCAAAUACCGGCUCCGGGUUUGUGUUCGACGUCGAACUUCGAUGAGGAUUUGGGUUAUUUCGUGCAGGACACCAGCGACGAUUUCAACUGGCAACGACGACGUUCGUCUACGCCGUCGACUCUUACGGGACCAGACGUCGAUUGCAAUACCGGUUCUUCGACAGGUUACUACGCUUACAUUGAGACUAGCGCGCCCAGAACUCUCGGCGACAAGGCGCGUUUGAUAUCGCGACCGCUGAAAGGGAAUGGAAGUUGCAGCAUGACGUUCUGCUACCACAUGUACGGAGUGGACGUCGCCGACAUGAAUGUAUAUAUCAAGGAGACGUCGCGGGCUGCAGUUCAACUGUGGAGGCAAAGCGGAAACACAGGAAAUCGUUGGAUCAACGCAACUGUUCCUGUGCCACCCGGAACCGUGACGGGCUCGUUCUCGUUUAUUUUUGAGGGUGUGACUGGAAACUCGUUUAGAGGCGACAUUGCCAUUGAUAAUGUUCAGUUCUCAAGUGGAUGCAACUGUUUAGGCACUUAUGCGUAUUUUCAGUCGAUUGGUAGUCCACGCAAUACCGUGGCGACCCUAGUGAGUCCGACCUAUCAACUGUCCGGCCCACUUUGUCAAAUUCAGUUCGCAUAUCACAUGUACGGCCAAUCAAUCGGCACACUCUUUCUCAGCCUCAACAGCGGCACGACCCAGACCACACUUGUACAGUACGAUCGCAACCAGGGCGACAAGUGGUUUGAAAGCACACAGUAUGUUGGUUCCAAAUCCAAUUUCAAUCUCCAGUUUACAUACUUGUACAAUCCUUCCUUUUUCUUUUUGAACGGAGGCAACGCGGCUCUGGACGAUAUCCGAUUUAUCGACUGUAAUCCGCGAGUGAAGGUCAACUCGUGCGCACGCACAAAGAGCAAUUGGCAGUGCGUGUUCACCGGCGAGUGCAUCGCAAUCGACAACGUUUGCGAUGGCAUCACCGACUGCACGGACGGUUCAGACGAGGAUUUGGUCUAUUGUUCGGCUCUUCCGGCGUAUUGUGACUUCGAGAGCGAUUUGUGUGCGUAUACGCAACGCAGGGACGACGACUUUGAUUGGCUGCGACAGUCGGGAGCUACAGGAUCGGUCUCGACAGGACCAACUAGUGAUCACAGUCUUGGGACAUCAAGAGGUUAUUACAUUUAUAUCGAGACGUCGAGUCCUCGCGUGCAGCUCGAAUACGCGGACUUGUCGAGUCCACUUAUGGCUCCGCCGCCUCGCGUCGGCAGCGGUCCUCUCUCGUGUUCGGUUCGCUUCUGUUAUCACAUGUACGGCAGUUCGAUCGGCUACCUGGCCGUCGAUUUCGAGAACGCCGAUGGACGGCGAGAGAUCUGGCGCGUGCACGGAAAUCAAGGCGACCGAUGGGUGUGCGACAAGGUGGCCUUGGAUCUUUACAUACAGAAUAUCAACUACCAGAUCAUCUGGAGAGGCCGAUUAGGCAAUUACUCUUCGUUCCUGUACCAAGGAGACAUCGCUUUGGAUGACAUUUCGUUUAGUCUUGGUUGUGGAGGAAUCGCUCCGACGCCUCCGCCGCCGCCUUUCUAUGGGAGCGAUUGUACGUUCGAGACGGGAUUUUGCGACUGGGUUAAUGAUUUGAAUGCCGACUGGCCUUGGACACGCACACGAGGAAAUACAGCAAGCACGGGAACGGGACCGGUGACGGGCGACCACACGUUUGGAAACUCGUCAGGAUAUUACGUCUACUUUGAGACAUCCUCUCCCAAGCAGCUCAACGACAGAGCCGUUCUUAAAUCGUCCUCCAUUACAUACGACGCCAAUCGCAACUGUCGGAUGACGUUCGCGUAUCACAUGAACGGAGCGACGAUUGGCAGUCUGAACCUCUACGUGAAGGCAGAAGGAAGCAACAAGACUCAAGUUUGGACAAGGUCUGGAUCGCAAGGCGAUCAGUGGCUCGUCAGUUAUGUCGACGUCGAGCAAUACUUGAACGGCGCUGCGACAUAUGUUGUCAUGUUUGAGGCUGUGAGAGGGUCAAGCUACACGGGAGAUAUCGCUCUCGAUGACAUAACGUUUGGACAAUGCGUGUUGCCUACAUCAACUGCUCCUGUCACCAUGUCAGUAACUCCGUCGGUGGUAGCGCUUACUCCGUCUCCUCUGAUGUUUACGUCUUCAAGUAUGGCGGCAUCUUCGUUCGCAACGGCUACCGUACAGACGUCUCAAGCAGCGGUUCCUUUUUCGUCUGGUUUAGUUGGUUUGACCUCGUCACCUGCAUUGAGUACAUCCACGGUCGCCCCAAGCGUUUCUCCAAUGUUUGCUUUAUUCGUGAGUAGCAUGUCGCCAUCACUUUUUUCUUCCAUUUUGUCUCCAGUCUCUGUUUUGGCGUCUGCGACUGUUUCUCUGCCGACGACAAGUACGCCUACCGUUCCUUCUCCGUCAUCGACAGCUAGCACUUGCUCUUCGUCUAUCAGUGUUCCGCAUCUGAUGGACUGCGACUUCGACAACGAUGAUUUGUGUUGGUGGGAGCGCGUCGGCGGUUUAGAUUCGAUAUUUCAGUUGAACAGUGGUGGCACCCUGAGCAGUGGUACGGGACCGUUCAAUGAUCAUACAACAGGAACGUUAGUAGGUAAGUACGUCUAUCUUGAGACGUCGUCGCCGAGCCAAUUGGGAGACAAAGCACAGCUGAGAUCGAGAGUUCUAGACCCGUCGUGUAGUCCAUGCAAAUUGAACUUCUGGUACAACAUGCGCGGUGCAACCAUCAACACACUGUCGGUCGCUCUACAGCCUGCGAACGGCGGCAGCAGUCAAACUAUGUGGUCUCUCUCAGGCAAUCAGGGUCGCGGCUGGAAGAACGAUAGUGUAGAUCUUGUCUCUUCAGUUCCCUAUCGAAUCGUCAUCGAGGCCGUUGCCGGCUCUGGCUUCACCGGAGAUAUCGCUGUCGACGACUUAUCUCUUACAAACUGUCCCUCUAUAUCUCCCCCGUCACCACCACCACCCUGUUCUGCUGAUUUGGCGCUUGGGGACUGCGAUUUCGAGCAGAACAGUUGUCGCUGCUGUUGCUGGCAGAACACGUUCACCGGCGACGUCAAUGACUGGAAACGAUCACGUGGCGCAACGCAGUCAUUCGGAACAGGACCCGGAUACGACCACACAUACGGCAAUACGUCGGGCCACUAUAUGUAUCUUGAAGCAAGCAAGGUGACGGCUGGAUUCUUGAGCACAGCUACGCUACUCAGCAAGAAACUCAACGGUGUGACUAACUCUAGUUUGUGCUCAUUGACCGUGUGGUACCACAUGUAUGGCAAAAGUGUCGGUACUCUUCGCAUCCGGAAACAGCCCGACGGCACGUUCUCGUUUCUCUACCCGACCCUCUUUGUCGUCAGCGGCAAUCAAGGCGACCGGUGGCGAAACGUCACCGUCGAUUUGUACACGUCGACGUACAGCGGCGUCCCGUUUUCGGUGUCCAUCGAAGCCAGCCGUGUGACUUCGUUUUCUAGUGACAUUGCAGUCGAUGACGUCACGUUUUCUUCCGGAUGCGGCCAGUUUUUUGUCGACAACAAAACUUGCGACAACUCAGCUGUCUGCACCCCCAUCAAUGCCACCGACUGGUGUUCUAACUCUGUUUCGGACGGUUCCGUGACGGGUGACUGUGAUUUCGAGUGCGGCUCAUGCUUUUGGAACAACACCGGAUGCGACCAGGAUGAUUGGAUUGUCCAGGAGGGAGGCACGCCUUCUUUUAACACCGGUCCAUCAACGGAUCACACAUACGGGACAACGGAAGGCCACUACAUGUAUUUUGAAUCGAGUCUGAGCGGGAAGACUCGAUUGCAGGGCGAGCUUGCUGUCUUGCAGAGUCCGAACAUUUUGGGCACAACCGACGGGUGUAGCAUGAAUUUCUUCUACCACAUGUAUGGAGUGGACGUGGGCUCGCUAGUCGUCUACAUGGUGUCAGAGACGAGCAUACUGAUGAUGAGAAAAAUUACCGGCAAUCAGGGAAAUCGGUGGAUCAACACUAGCGUGACCUUUACCAGUUUGUCUGACUUCCGUGUUCACAUUGUUGCUACAUACGGGGGUGGAUUUCGAGGCGACAUAGCAAUAGACGAUAUUUCGUUUUCCAACUGCAAGUUCAACAACAGGAGUGACAACUCGUAUUGCUCGAACGUUUUGACGGCGGGCUGUGCGGACGGCAGUAGAGAAGGUUUCUUCGACGCUCAGAACGUUGCCGGUUGUGUCGGCACGUGGAACGGUUUGCGGAGCCUUCGCGACCGGCCGACGACGUCGGGGUGUGGCAAUCGGUUUAAGGACGGACGGGCGGUCGCUUGCAAAUCUCCGGCCGAUAUCUGCGACACGAAGAACAGAUGGCACAUAUGCGGUGCCGGAAGGUCCGCACACGGAAACUCGUCCGAGAUUGCGGCAAGCAUAUCUGGUGAUGCUUGUGCUGUCGCUGGAUAUGGAAAGUUCAGUGCGGGCAUCAACUACUGUAGUCCAUCAUCUUGUGAUGUUCCACAGGGGGGUGACUACGGUUGCACUCACUUUGCCCUUCAGUGUAAUGAGCCUCUUUGCUGUGGAUUCGGUUGCUCGUUUAAUGCAAAUUGCUCGAGCGCUUUCUGGUUGCAGUCGACGAGAUACACAAGUCUGCCGGCGCUUAAUGGUUGCUCUCGUUUGAGUGCUGCAAGUUCUGGUGGAGUGAUGUGCUGCUAUGAUCCAAAUUACGUUCCGCCAACUUCUCCUCCAGGCUUAUGCAGUGCGUGCGAUUUCGAUGCGGAUGCUUGUGGAUUUGUGAACGAGGACACCGACAAUUUUGAUUGGUCCCGCGACUCUGGCGCCACGCCAUCUUUCUCCACGGGACCUUCUACCGAUCACACCACGGGAUCAACUCUAGGAUACUACAUGUACGUGGAAGUUACUCCUCUUUCUAUACAACCUGGAAGCGUCGCCGUUCUCCGAAGUCCCGAAUACAACGUUACAGCUCUUGGUUGCAGCGCGUGUUUGCUUGAGUUCUGGUAUCAUAUGUAUGGAACAUCAGUUGGAAGACUUCAGGUGUUUGUGGAGGAACCUACUGUGAGGUAUCCUGUUUGGGCUUUGUCGGGCAACCAAGGCAAUCAGUGGUUGAGAGCAAGAGUGCAACCACUCAACAUUACAAGCUCUACUUUUCACGUACUCUUCUUGGCUACAAAAGGCUCCUCUUUUAGGGGAGACAUCGCAAUUGACGACAUUAGUUUGAAAGACUGCGAACUAUCAACAACUGAAUCACCAACCACGAUGACGGCUACAUCUCUGCCCACCUGCGCACCAAACCAGUGGCUGUGCAGCAACAGUUCCCUAUGUAUUCCAAAGUCGCAACUCUGCGACGGACAGAACGACUGCGGAGACGGCUCGGACGAAACCAGGCCUUUUCCUUGUCAGACACUGUGCCAUCCAUACUAUUGCGUCAACAACGGUUCUUGUUUUAUACAGUCUGGCGUAGAAACGUGCCUGUGUAUGUAUCCAUACUCUGGCCCCCGAUGCGAGCAGACACAAGUGACGACUCCUAGUGUAACCUCUCAGCCUUUAACCAGUACAACGGCAACAACCUUGCAAACAAGUAAAGCGCCAUCAGUCUCAACAGCCAGUCCGACAUCCCAAUCAGCAAGCACGGCUAACAAAGCGACAACGGCAAAAACAACACAAGCACAAAUCGCCACCACAGCAAGCCCCUCGACUCAAACAACAACAAUUGGAAGUCAAUCGGUCAGCACCAGCUCUUCAAGUACUCAAUCUCUUGCCACCACAGCAAGCCCUUCAACUCAAACAACAACAACCGGAAGUCAAUCGGUUAGCACCACCUCUCCGAGUACUCAACCGCCUGCCACCACUCGAGAAACGACGGCAAUUGUUGAGACGGAGAUGUCGACUACAAGUGUUCCAGCAAGCACGGAGUCGGCCAAGACAACCGAGAGUAUACGUACUCCAAGUCAGGGAUCUGGGACCGUGUCUAGUGGCAGACCUAGAGCGACGUAUUCCGCGACUGUGAGCUCGAGUACGCAGAAGGUGACGACACCGGCUGAGACGACGACGCAGGGUGUUGAAACCGAGGCGGUCUCGCAGGGUUUCCUUGCUACAUCAGCAAGCAGCUCUGGAGCUACCGAGGGAGUGUCGUCGUCGACGGGAAAACCAACAGGCAGAGCGACGAAAGCCAAAACGGCAGCAAAACCAACUGCAAAAGCCACAACAAAAUCAACUUCAAAAGUUGCAGCAAAACCAACCACAAGUAGUGCAGUAGCGACAUCGACAAACGCUUCGAAAAAUACAACUGCGAAGACCUCACCGUCUCCUACUUCAGGCGAAUUCUCGUCAGAACAGUUGCGUCAGACUGUCGAUUUCGUGCUGAGCGUAUCGACUUCGUCGUUCGACAAGGAGCUCUUCGAGUCGUUCAUGUCGACCACUCUCAACGCGAAGGUUUUCGUCACGACUUUCACCGAGAAGUUGCCGAAGUCUAACGGACAAGCAGAGGUGACAAUCGUUCUCUUCAUGGAGGAUAAUUUAAGCAACUUGGUGCUGCAGUCGUCCGCUUUGGAACAAAUUGAACAACACAAGGAAGCAAUCAGCAGGCGAUAUGGCAGCUUCUCAGCGACAGCUCAUGGUCUUGAGGCUUCGUCUGACAGUGGAGGUCUCGGCGUAGGAGGCAUGGUUGGGAUAAUUGUUGGAGCCUUGGUGGUUGUGACUCUGGUUGUGAUCGGGCUCUUGUAUUGGAGAAGCAAGCGACACGGGCAAUAUGAAAUUGGCCGCCAUUGGUCGUGCCUAGCACGGGAGGGCAAGCAUUCAAGUGGGUGGUGCCAAGAGGAGAGUGCUCAACACCACAUUCUGUUUGCUGUCGUUAGCAUCAUGAAGUUUGUCCUUUUGAGCGUCGUAGCAGCAUCUCUCGUUGCGGGAGUGUCUGCUCAAGUCUGCCCUCCCAAUCCGCCCCUCCCCAAAGGUCCUCACUCGCUAGAUUGCAACUUCGACAACGACGACAUCUGUUUCUGGGAACAUGUAUCCGGUUUGCAAAUGACGUGGCUCUUGCAGAGCGGAAGCACGCCGAGCUUUGCUACCGGGCCCAGUAACGAUCACACGACAGGAACUUCAACAGGUAAAUACCUCUUCAUUGAAACGUCGUCUCCAAACCUUGCCGGCUUCAAGGCUCAAAUCCGAACGCGCGACGUUCUCGAUCCCUCAUGCUCGUCGUGCAAUCUCACCUUUUGGUACCACAUGUAUGGAGCCACGAUUAAAGACUUGAGAGUCUUUCUUGAGCCGACCAACGGCAUGGCAGCUAAGGUAGUGUGGAGUGAGACAGGAGAUCAAGGCAACCAGUGGAAUUUCGCUACCGUUCCACUUCAGAGCUCGGUAUCUUACAGAAUCAUAUUCGAAGGAGAGAGGGGAAGCAGUUACAAUGGAGACAUCGCUAUCGACGAUAUCAAAUUCGAAUACUGUCCGAAGCCUCCCACUCCGACUCCACCUCCACCCUGUUCACCAAAGCUCGGCCCGGGCGACUGCGAUUUCGAGCAGGAUUCGUGUCGCUGCUGCUGCUGGCGAAACACGUUUCAAGGCGAUUACAACGACUGGCACCGGACCAGAGGUACAACGCAAUCACACAUUACGGGCCCUCAGUCCGACCACACUUACGGCAACAACUCGGGUCAUUACAUGUAUAUUGAGGUGAGUAAGUCAAAGCGCGGAUGGCAAAGUUUGGCUAAGUUGGAAAGCAGGAAGCUAAAAGGAAUAGACAAGGCGAACCGAUGCAUGCUAACUGUUUGGUACCACAUGAGCGGUAGAGACAUCGGCAAACUGCAAAUCAAGAAACUGCUCGACGGACAGUCUUGGUGGUAUAACCAGCCGGUUCUCUUUACUCGAUCCGGUCAUCAGAGCGACACCUGGCUGAACGUGACCGUCGAUCUCUACACCAGCAACGACGAAAACACGGAGUCCGUCGUCUCCAUCGAAGCCGACAACAUCUACGGACCGUUUGGAGACAUGGCCGUCGACGACAUCACCUUCUCGCCUGGCUGCACAUCCUACUUUGCUGACACCGAUGAUUGCGACAACUCUGCCGUUUGCACUGCAAUCAACGCAACCGAUUGGUGCGAUCCGUCGUACUCUAGCGGUAAGGUGGUGGGCGACUGCGACUUCGAGUGCGGCGUCUGCUACUGGAACGAUUCGACGUGUGCGGACGCGGCUUGGGUAAUGAACGAAGGCGGCACCGAGUCUUGGGGAACUGGCCCCGGAAUUGAUCACACGUAUGGCACCACUAAUGAGGGUCAUUAUAUGUACUUUGAAGCGGGUGGUUGGUGGUCUGCUGGUUCUCGCAAGAAAGGAUACAAUUCGAUUCUAGAAAGUCCUAAUGUCGUAGGCUCGUCUCAGCCGUGCACUAUGACACUGUGGUACCACAUGCUCGGCCAAAAUAUCGGCAAAUUAAAGGUCUACAUGAAAUCUACGGACGUCUUUCAAAAAAUGAUGGAAGUAUCCGGUCCGCAAGGGGACAAAUGGAUCCAGGCAAACGUUACGUUUCUCAGUCGGACGGAUUAUCGAAUCCAUAUUGUUGCCACUUAUAAAGACGGCUACCAGGGCGAUAUCGCUAUUGACGAUAUUUCAUUUAGGGGUCCGGGUUGUGCGUUUAAUAAGAAACAGGGCAACAGCUACUGCAACAACGCUCUUAAAAGCGGUUGCGCCGACAAGAGUAGAGAGGGCUUCUUUAACGAACCAAACGUGGCCGGCUGUCAAGGCGAGUGGGACGGACUCAAGAGUCUGCGCGACGUCCCGACGGGCAAGUGCGGCAACAAAUUUCCCGACGGUCGCACCGUGAAGUGCCGCGAACCCGCCGACCUUUGCGACGUCGACAACGGAUGGCGCAUAUGCGGCUCCAACGGCAACCCAGCGGACAUCAGAAACUACAUUGGCGGCAAGGCAUGUAGCCAAGCCGCUUACGGUCGCUUCAGCGCGGGAAUCAAUCACUGCCGUCGAGGCGGCUGCGACACGGCGUCACCUAAAGACUACGGAUGCACUCACUUCGACACCCAAUGCAACGAACCGCUUUGCUGCGGAUUAGAAUGCGAUAAAGACACAAAAUGUCCGAGCUCGUUUUUUCCUCAGUCGACGUACUACUCGCCCGUCACUGAGUUCAAGGGUUGCUCUCGGUUGUCGGCCGACGACGCUGGCGGGGUUAUGUGCUGCUAUUGUCCGGACUGUCCGACCAAGCCGCCUCUCGAGCAGUUCUGCGACUGCAGUUUUGAUGACGGCGACUGCAAUUUUGUCGAUGAAACGGACGAUAACUACGACUGGCAGCGCAAUUCCGGAGGGACGCCGUCGUGGUCGACGGGACCGGACAAUGACCACACGACCGAUUCAAAUCUCGGUUACUAUAUGUAUGCGGCUGCUGGUCAUUCUUUGAGUGAAGGCAGCGUUGCCAUUCUGCGUAGUCCUGAGUACAAAGUUAGUGACCUCAAAUGUGGCUACUGUCGCUUGGAGUUUUGGUAUCACAUGAAGGGCAGUAACGUUGGAAGUUUAGAGGUUUUUAUCGAAGGCACGUAUUCGUCUCAGGCUCAGGUCCGUAGAGCCGCUUGGAAGAAGUCGGGCGAUCAGGGAGGCGAAUGGAAACAGGCGGUCAUAGCACCGCUCGACAUCAAACACUCAACAUUCCACAUCCUGUUCUUAGCCACGCGCGGCAAUGGCUACCAAGGAGACAUCGCAAUCGAUGACAUCAGUUUCGGAGAAUGCGAUUACACGACGAGCCCUCCCGCAACGACUCCGCCACCCAAGUGCGGCGACGGCGAGUAUCAGUGCGUCGCCGACUACAGGUGUAUCCCAUGGGACAAGCUGUGCGACGAGAGGCCAGACUGUUCCGACGGAUCAGACGAAAUCAACGAAAAAUACAAUCCCUGCGACGUCACGUUUUGUGACCCAUACUAUUGUGUCAACGAUGGUCGUUGCUUUAUCGACACCGGCGAGAACAAGUGCCUGUGUCCACAUCCGUACUACGGAAAGCGAUGUGAGAAAACCUACUUCGCUCCCAAGCCUACCGUCAAGCUUCCUCCAACUGAAAAGAAAACUCCGCGUCCUCCGGCUUGCGAUCCGGACGCCGAGAACAGCAAGUGCUCGUGCCAGGACGAUAGCCUAAUGCGCGAGAGCGGAUACUGUGUGAUAUGCGUGCAGACGGAAGAGAAUGGCGACGUGUGCGUGUGCGACAGCCAGGGCUACUGCUAUCCAACAAUCGAAUUCGUGCGAAAUAAAGAUGUCGAGGUGUUUGGCACGGCUGCCGUUCAGCCGGGCAACCAAGAACAGGGUGGAUCGAGCGGCGGCAGCAGUAGCGAUGAUUCCAAGUACAUCGCAAUCGGUAUCACCAUCGCCGUCGUCGGUCUUGUUAUCAUCACGAUCGUCGUGUUCUUCAUCAUGAGACAGAAGUACCAGACAAAGGAAACUGUGCACACAAUGAGGCGCGGCGGCGACAGUGAUUCAGCGUUCGGUAACGUAGGGUACACCGCAAACGAUGGAGGAAAAGUCGACCUGCCGUUCGCUGACAGUGGUGUGGGAAAUCCUCUCUACAAUCAGCCGUAUGCAAACCUUUGAGGUCGACUGAAAGAUCAACGUAUGUACUGAAGUGCUAUCUGUAUUCUGUGGACCUUUGGCUAGGUAUUGAUGUUUCACUGGCAUGAUGUUUGACUGCCAUGAAUUAUUAUGUUAUCCUUGAACUCGUUUUAGUAGUGUAUUGUCUCUAUUUUGUGUAUUUGUAUUUCAAAAGUUAGAGCUAAGUUUUUGUAAUUGAAAGUCACUGGAUGUAGUUA
Molecule: messenger RNA, 13990 nt
Organism: Corticium candelabrum
Lineage: Eukaryota; Metazoa; Porifera; Homoscleromorpha; Homosclerophorida; Plakinidae
Product: MAM and LDL-receptor class A domain-containing protein 2-like
Exons: 64
Coding region: 12-13775 (4587 amino acids)
Cellular component (GO): membrane
Molecular function (GO): protein binding
Source: RefSeq, a predicted model, not a curated record